GUGCUGAAACCUUGAAAGACCAAGUGUCCUGUCUGGUCUUGCUAAGAACCUGAACCGUGUAUAGUGUAGGUGCUUGGGCCAUCACUCAAGGGUCAUGAAAAUGCCUGACGUACAAACUUAACACUGACGUCCGACAAACACUUCACGGGACGUUCACAUGACAUCACCACCUUUUGCAACUGUUUUCCCCCGUGGUAAGGUGAUAAGAGAGCCACAAUUGUGUUUGAUACUCAUUAGGAGAAUUUCGCUCUCAUUAUUGACCAAGUGAGAACGAUUGUAUCAUGUCUGGAACUGGAAAAACCAUUUUCGUCACUGGAGGUGGUGGAUACGUGGCCUCCCAUUGUAUUGUGGGUCUUCUCGAAGAAGAUUUCAAUGUGAUCGCCGUGGACAACUUUGUAAAUUGCAUCAAAGAUCAAUCUGGUACGGCUGAUAUCAACGGGCAAGGAUCCUUGAUGCCCGAGAGUUUGGUUCGAGUCCAAAAGCUGACUGGCAAGUCCUUGACGUUUUAUGAGGCCGACCUGUGUAACAUUGACUCGUUAAGGUCUGUUUUUACCAAGCACAAGAUUGAUGGAGUCAUUCAUUUCGCGGCGUUGAAGGCCGUUGGCGAAUCUUGCGCCUUACCCUUGAAGUAUUACGGGAACAAUGUCAUGGGUAGUUCAAAUCUCAUGGAGGUAAUGAUGGAGUUUGGUGUGAAGAAGAUUGUCUUUUCCUCGUCCGCCACCGUCUACGGAAGUCCCGAGUAUCUUCCAUUAGAUGAGAAGCACCCCACUGGCAAAUGCACAAACCCCUACGGAAAGACCAAAUUCUUUAUGGAAGAAAUCAUGAAGGACGUCUGCGCCGCCAAUAACGAUUGGGGUUGCAUGCUCCUUCGUUACUUCAAUCCGGUUGGAGCCCACCCCUCCGGUGACAUUGGAGAGGAUCCUCAAGGCGUGCCCAAUAAUCUGAUGCCUUAUAUCGCCCAAGUGGCAGUGGGACGUCGGGAGAAACUGAUGGUCUACGGACACGACUACGAUACUCCCGAUGGAACCGGUGUCCGGGACUACAUUCACGUCAUGGACAUUGCCGAUGGUCACGUGGCCGCUGCCAGAGCCCUGGUUCAUCCCGAAUUUCUUGGAGUCAAGAUCUAUAAUUUGGGCACAGGGAAAGGAGCAUCUGUUCUGGACGUGGUGAAAGCCUUUGAAGAGGCCUCAGGCCAAAAGGUGCCUUAUGAGCUCUGUCCUCGACGUGCAGGUGACGUAGGCUCUUCAUAUGCCACGUGUGAGCUGGUGUACAAGGAGUUGGGUUGGAAAGCCAAGCUAUCUCUCUACGACAUGUGCAAAGAUAUGUGGACUUGGCAAUCCAAAAACGCCAAGGGAUACCGAAAAGACUAGUCCUAUCCAUGAAGAUGGAAUCGCAAACUUUAUUUCAUCGAACACAAAUAAAGUACUUACAAACGAAACCGGGCCAUAAAUAUCAGGGAUAUUUACUUAAAUGUGGCGAAGCUUCAAUGAAACAUUCGUCCAUAGUCCAUAUUGCAAGCCAGAUCAUGAAAUAAAAGUAGAGCAAGG
Molecule: messenger RNA, 1547 nt
Organism: Tigriopus californicus
Lineage: Eukaryota; Metazoa; Arthropoda; Copepoda; Harpacticoida; Harpacticidae
Gene: Gale
Product: UDP-glucose 4-epimerase-like
Exons: 9
Coding region: 282-1370 (362 amino acids)
Biological process (GO): beta-D-galactose catabolic process via UDP-galactose, Leloir pathway
Cellular component (GO): cytosol
Molecular function (GO): UDP-glucose 4-epimerase activity
Source: RefSeq, a predicted model, not a curated record